Toxoplasma gondii ME49 is the source of this 2794-nucleotide messenger RNA. RefSeq names its product GNL3L/Grn1 GTPase. Lineage: Eukaryota; Apicomplexa; Conoidasida; Eucoccidiorida; Sarcocystidae. The record is from RefSeq and is a predicted model, not a curated record. The transcript is spliced from 10 exons. The coding region runs from base 85 to 2193 and encodes 702 amino acids. Gene Ontology annotation, cellular component: nucleolus. Gene Ontology annotation, molecular function: GTP binding.
UUCCUCGCAUUUUCCCCGCUUCGAAUUGGAGAAACUGAGCAAAAUCCUAGGCCGAAGCCGCUUCACGCACCCGCUCUCGCCACCAUGGUGAAGAUCAAAAAGAAUUCCAAGCGGCAGAAGCUGUCGCAGAAAUACAACAUCGAGAAGAAGGUGCGCGAGCAUCGGCGGAAGAUGCGAAAAACCGCCAAGCAAACUGGUGGUCCCGUUCGAAAAAAGCACCGUCGAGACCCUGGCAUCCCGAAUUCUUGUCCCUUCAAGCAGGACAUUCUGCGGACGAUUCAGGCCCGGAAGCAACUGAAGGAGGCUGCGUUGGCGGCGGAGCGAGAGCGACGGCAGGCACAAGCUCGAGAACAUGCUGCUGACAACAGAGCCAGCGAAACGCUCGACGCCGGCCGCGACGGUGACAUGGACGCGCCAGAGUUGCUCCCGGUGAAUCCCCUCGCCCGGCUGCUGAACCAUGCAGAGGAGAACCAGGCUCGCUUUCUAGCGACUCAAGUGGAGAACGACGAAGCCGCUGGCGCGUCGCCCUUCGCCUACGAGCUGACGACCCAGCAGCAGGUUUAUCUGCACCAGCAACAGCGGCAGCAACAGCAGCUGCUGCGACGUGUGUUGCAGGAGGCAGACGUCAUCAUCGAAGUUCUCGACGCGCGGAUGCCCGCCGCCUUCCGCUGUCUGGCCCUCGAGCGCUGGGUCCUCGGCGAGGGAAAAAAGUUGAUUCUCGUCAUGAACAAGGUCGACCUGGUUCCCAAGGAAGCAGCCGUCGCGUGGCUCAAGACGCUGCAGAGAGGCGUCGCACCCGCGCUCGCCUUCAAGGGGGCCGGAAGCAAGAGCGCGGGCGGAAGAAAACGAGGAGUGAAGCGCGGCGGCAAACGCAAGCUCCAGAACUGGACAGACGUCGAGCCUCUGGAGGCUAGCGAAAGUUUUCGAAAGUGUUCCUCCUACGCCCUGGGAGCGCCUGCGCUGCUCCGCCUUCUCAACGCGCUGGCGCACACUGCGACUCGCGCUGAAGCGGCCACUGACCUCGAGCCCAGCGCUGAGUCUUCUGCGUCUGCGAGCCCGUCCAACGUGACAGCGAAAGCAAACCUGCUUGUCGGCGUGGUCGGAUACCCAAACGUCGGCAAGUCGUCUUUGGUGAAUGCGCUCACGCACUCCUGCUCGGCCGCCGCGGUCGCGGCGAUGCCGGGAAGCACCAAGACCCUUCAGUACGUCCGGAUCGACAAACACAUCCAGUUGAUCGACUCACCCGGAGUCCUUUUCUCCCCGUCGAAAAACGCCCAGGACGACGCCGUGCUCCUGCCCCCGCCCUCGGCCCGCGCGUCCGCGUGUCAAGACAUCCCGCGCGCCGAGGCGGCUGCAGAGAGCUGCUCGGCCUUCAUUCUCCGGAGUCUGCUGCCUGUCCACCGCCUUGAAAAUCCCCAGGAAGUCGCCACCGGUGUCGCGGCGUGGUGCUGCUCUGAAACGCUCCAGCGGCUCUACCGCCUCGAGGGAUUCUCCUCUCCACAAGAAAUGCUCGCGCUUCUGGCGCAUCGCCGUGGCAAGCUGAAGAAGGGCGGUAUCCCCGACCUCGAUGCCGCAGCCAAAAUCUUUCUCCAAGACUGGCAAUCUGGAGUCAUCCCCUACUACACCAUGCCCCCCGAAGACUCCGAGCACACUACCACUUCAGAUAUGAAGAGCGAGAAGGUCGCCUUCUGGAAGUUACCUGAAGCGGCUGGCGGGACAGGGGAAAACCGAACCGUUUCGCCUGCUGAGGUGUAUGCAUCGGUGCUCGCAUCCCAGUGCCGAGCAAUUGAAAUAGGAGAAGACGAGGCCAUGGCAGAUUGUUCAAAUGGAAGAGAAACCGGCGUCGUCCGUGUCGGCGUCGACCUCAAGCAGCCACAGAAGGAGCGACAGAGACCUCAUAUGCUGCUGCGUUUCGCUCCAGUGCCGCGGUCCGCGACUUCCCCCGCGAGGACGGAACCGCCGGCAGCGAGCGCAGGGGCUGCGAGCGGCGAAGUGUCUAGACACGCGGGAGAAGGCCGGAAGGAGGCUGACGCCGCCGUCAGCAAGAAGGAGCGCAUGCCUCACGUGGUGGCCAUGGCGAAAAACAAGCAGGCUGCAAAGAAGAAGCGGAAACUCGCAAACAGACUUCAGCGUCUUGCAGGAGAAAUGCAGGGCGCACCCGCAGACGAAGAGGCGUCGAUGGAUGAGAUGUGAAGUGCACUCUCUCGGCUUCCCUGACGUCUGAACGCCAAGCAAGAGUCGAAGAGGCGUUAGAGGCCGAGAGACUCGAGACAUCAGUGGAAGCGCGGAAGCGAGAUAACACUGCAGCUGACAAGAUAGGCUCUGCAGGUCGCGGAAGGUGGAAGCUCGCGAGACCUUGUCGCUGCCCGAUUCCCUCAAGUGAAGACAGACGUACUUAGCUGGCACCGUUCGUUGUGAAGAAGAGACGAAGAGAAGAAGUUCAAGAGCUGAUUUAGUUCUCCAGUGAACUCAGUCACAACCCAUUUCUACAUGAGUUUUCAGGGCUUUCCCUCUGUGUGGCUGCCUCCUAUGUUAGAGACGCCUUUCAAGUGUUGCACAAGGUUCAUCGGAAAACCAGGAACCACCGCCGAGUCUUUGUCCUUUGUUUCUGCUUUUCUUUCCGCUUGAGCCAUGCUCUGUUUUCAUUUCGCUGCGUUCCGCCUUGCUUUCUUCUCUCCUUGUACUGUGAAAAGACACCGCUUCACGCGUUCCUUACUACUUUGCGGUCUCCUGGCUGCCUCGCUCAAAUCUGGCUCGAUGUGAACGCGCAGAGAAAAGACUAAAUUCACCGGCA